AAAGUCGUAAACAAGUAGGGUAUAAAAAACUGUGCAAAGUGUAAUUCGGCACUCAAUCUAGCAGGAGCUGGUUGGGUCCGACUCUGCAGACUCGAAAAAUAAAGUUUACCGUUCUGCAAAUUGCUGAGACUCAGUGUGUUUCUGACAGUUAGCACGGACCGUUUCACGAGAGCAAGGAAUUUCAUUGCGCCCUGGUGCAUCCGACAGUCUGAAUGUUUCGCAUAGAUGCGGCUUGGCCUGUGGAGUUUUUCCAGCAUUUUGUGUGUGUUGUUUGGAUUUCCAGCAUCGACAGAUGUUCUCUUCUUUGUGACCCGUACAAUAACUGAGGCCCCGGUACUGGUCCGAUACCAAGACCAACAACGUAAUGCUGUAUCCGGUGCAAAGUGGGUGACUCCUGCAAGUAACGCAUGGGCGGGGUCACGCCGGAUUUUGGUCUUGCGGGCUUUGCCUGCGGCGGGGUCUUAGAAUUUAGCAUUGAAUAAUUUCCGGAGCAGUCCGAAACCAGCAAUCCGACAUUGCAAAUAUCGCCGAUUUGCGCUACUUCGAUGUCCGGGAAUAUCGGGGAGGCCUCUUUCAAUCGCCUCUCACUUUCGUACAUCAGGUCCGCUCGGUCGGAAGUGGAUUCCAGUGUUGACAUUUGAGAGCUUUCCUGAGGUCUCCAGCUUUCCCAAGAACGUACAGAUCUCUCCACAGAUUUGCUAUGUUGAAUGCGAAUUUGCCAGUCAUUCUGCUGAUGUUUGCAACACGGAGUGUCCUGCAAGCCUUGGUGCGCUCUGCAUCCCUCUGUGGUCAACGGUCAGACCCUACAGUGAAUAUAUUUGACAACAUGACCUACGUGUUUGUGUACGGCACUCUGAAGAAAGGCCAGCCGAACCACCACUGCAUGGUCAAUGAAGCCCUGGGGAAGGGGCAGUACUGUGGCAGAGGCGUUACAAUGGAGAGGUAUCCUCUGGUGGUUGCAGGAAAAUAUAACAUUCCCUUUCUGCUCGACGAACCGGGAUCAGGCAAGCUGAUCUCUGGUGAGGUUUACGCCGUCGAUUCUCGGCUGCUGCAGUACCUGGAUGAGUUUGAAAACUGCCCUGAAAUGUACCAGCGCAAACCGGUGAUGAUCCGCAUGGUAGAGUGGAACACCUCGGACAAGAUGCUGAGUGGUCUACCAGACGCUAACGGAACGCUGCAGUGCGAUCUGUAUUGCACAAAUAUAUUCGACAGAGAGUGGUUAAAGCUUCCUACCUAUAGCAACUAUGAUGCCUUUGGGAAGUUUGGGCAGCCAAAGUAUGUAUUGCGGGCUGAUAGGUCUUAAGGAUGGUGGUUUAACCAGUUAGAAUUUCAAUCUAGAUUCAUCAAUAGGCCUGGAUCUUGUGUCUCAAGUUUAUUAAAUGUUAUUCCAUAUCUGA
Molecule: messenger RNA, 1397 nt
Organism: Hypanus sabinus (Atlantic stingray)
Lineage: Eukaryota; Metazoa; Chordata; Chondrichthyes; Myliobatiformes; Dasyatidae
Product: gamma-glutamylaminecyclotransferase-like
Exons: 3
Coding region: 701-1303 (200 amino acids)
Molecular function (GO): gamma-glutamylaminecyclotransferase activity
Source: RefSeq, a predicted model, not a curated record